GCACUGGUGUCAUUGGAAACGUGUCAGGAAGAGUUCCCACCUUAUCCCCAUUUGCAUCAUCAUGGCCAUUGCGAGUUCCACCUCUGCCGCCCCAAAAGGCAACGCUUUCGUUGGAACCGAAGGGAUUUAUAACCUCCCGCACCACCAACGAGAGAUCGACCGUCUCCAACGGCAGCACAACUUCAUUCUGUCGUCCACAGGAGGUCUUCUCCUGAGCAUGCCUGUGGAGACCAAUGCUACACUGAGGAUUCUGGACUCUGGUGCAGCGGAUGGAACCUGGCUUCAUUCUGUAGCACAGCACUAUCCCAAUCAGAGAUGGUCCCUUCAUGGCAUCGACAUUGGCUCCGCGCUUUUCCCGCCUCCCUCUGCAGACGGUCCGAUUGUGGAUCUUCGGAAGCAUGAUAUCCGGGAGCCAAUUCCAAAGCAUCUGCACCUACCAGAAAGCUUCGACAUCGUUCAUCAACGCUAUCUUAUAUGGGGCCUGAAAAGCUCGGAAUGGCCACAGGCCGUGGGAAACUUGCGUUCAGUGUUGAAGCCUGGAGGCUGGAUUCAGCUCGUGGAAGCACAAUGGAUAGAUCGUGACACACCAUUUGACCCUGUUAAGUUCCCUACCCUUGCCAAGAUGUCGGAGUUCGAAAAGUGGAGCACUGCUGCUUUUGGGAUGAAUGCUUAUAUUGCUUAUGAACUGGAGGAUUUGCUCAGUGACCUGGGAUUCAGGAACAUUAAGAAAACAUCAUUCGCUCUGGGGUAUGGUGCCAUGGCUAAAGAGGAGCAGUGGAAAGUGACCUCUCCUCAUAUAUUGGUGGAAGGAUUCCGCAGUCUCGGGCAUAAAAUGCCCCCUGGCGGUAUCCCUGGGGUGGCAAGAACCCCGGCUGAGUACGAUGCUUUCUUGGACGAAUUGCGGGACGACGUGAUCAAGUAUGGAUAUGCGCCGCAGCUGAAUAUUGUCAUUGGGCAGAAGCCCUCGGAACUGGCUUUAGCCUCACUCUGA
Molecule: messenger RNA, 991 nt
Organism: Aspergillus vadensis CBS 113365
Lineage: Eukaryota; Fungi; Ascomycota; Eurotiomycetes; Eurotiales; Aspergillaceae
Product: methyltransferase family protein
Exons: 2
Coding region: 62-991 (309 amino acids)
Molecular function (GO): methyltransferase activity
Source: RefSeq, a predicted model, not a curated record